Molecule: messenger RNA, 1389 nt
Organism: Penicillium daleae
Lineage: Eukaryota; Fungi; Ascomycota; Eurotiomycetes; Eurotiales; Aspergillaceae
Product: WD40 repeat domain-containing protein
Exons: 3
Coding region: 1-1389 (462 amino acids)
Molecular function (GO): protein binding
Source: RefSeq, a predicted model, not a curated record
AUGAGCCAGCUCCUCACGGCGCGACAGGCGGAGGAGCUGCACAAGGCGAUGAUUGCCUACAUGACCGCUGCGAACUUGCCGAAGACUUGCGCAGCGCUACGAGAAGAGCUUGGCGAGUCAGUCUCCGUCGAGGAUUCUACAUUGAAGAAAUAUGAGGGACUGCUGGAGAAGAAAUGGACCAGCGUGGUCCGACUACAGAAGAAGAUUAUGGAUCUAGAGACCCGGAUAGCUACCCUUCAGACCGAACUGGAUACAGCCACCCCUACAUCGCUCUCUCGAAGAAACCAGGAUCCGGUAUCUUGGCUACCCCGAGCCCCUGCUCGCCACGACCUGGAGUCGCACCGGCAGCCCGUCACCUGUGUUGCCUUCCACCCUAUAUUUUCCUCUCUCGCCUCCGGAUCAGAGGACACAACGAUCAAAAUUUGGGACUGGGAAUUGGGUGAAUUGGAGCGGACAAUCAAAGGUCAUACGAGGGCGGUUCUGGAUGUGGAUUAUGGUGGACCGCGAGGGGGUACCCUCCUUGCCUCAUGUUCAUCCGAUCUGACUAUCAAAUUGUGGGACCCUGCCGAUGAGUACAAGAACAUCCGUACUCUACCAGGGCACGAUCACAGCGUCUCAGCGGUCCGCUUCAUUCCAUCAGGGGCUGCAGGGUCCCCGAUGUCCGGCAAUCUGUUGGUGUCGGCAUCGCGUGAUAUGACACUACGGAUAUGGGACGUGACGACUGGGUAUUGCGUCAAGACAUUGCAAGGACAUUCUGCUUGGGUGCGAGAUGUGGCACCUUCUCCAGAUGGGCGGUUCCUGUUCUCUGCGGGAGAUGACCAAGUCCCCCGUCUCUGGGAAAUCUCUUCAGGGGAGCCUAAGGCGACUUUCCUUGGGCAUGAGCAUGUGAUUGAGUGUGUUGCCUUUGCUCCUACCACGAGUUACCCACAUCUGGCGCCUCUGGCGGGACUGAAAAAGCCGCCCUCUGCGUCAUCAUCGGCUGAAUUUGUUGCUACGGGUGCUCGUGAUAAGACCAUUCGUCUAUGGGAUGCCCGGGGCAACCUGAUCAAAACAUUGGUGGGCCACGACAACUGGGUCCGAGCUCUUGUCUUCCAUCCUGGUGGGAAGUAUCUGCUCUCGGUGGCAGAUGACAAGACACUACGAUGUUGGGACCUUACUCAAGAGUGCAAGUGUGUGCGCACAAUCAAUGCUCACGACCACUUUGUCAGCUCGAUUCGGUGGGCACCUCCGCUGAUCAAGGACAGCAAUGCCAAUGGAGCCAACGGCUCCGCAGAACCUGCUACAUCAAACGGAGCGAAAGACGAUACCAACGCGGCAAGCAAGAUGUCCAUCCGCUGUGUGCUCGCCACAGGAAGUGUCGACCUCAAGGUGCGGGUAUUUGCCUCGUGA